Molecule: messenger RNA, 3311 nt
Organism: Coregonus sp. 'balchen'
Lineage: Eukaryota; Metazoa; Chordata; Actinopteri; Salmoniformes; Salmonidae
Source: the annotation of a GenBank genome assembly
CAUUCAUGCGCCCAAGGUUCAACAGCAAACUCCCGAACUGAACGUUGAUAGUCCUGCAAGUACUUAUUGAAGUGUAGAUUGAUUUGUGUUGCAGUUAGGUCAUUUAUAUCGUAUAAUGGUUCGACUUUAGUAACAGUUCAUUAAUACUGGGAAAGGUUGCGAAAAGUAGUGGCCAGACACCGCGUGCGUUUUCACAGCUGAAGUGGCUAGAAAGUCAACGUGAAUAGAGGACAACAUGGUGUAUUCUUUCAUACUGAAAGUUGUGCAGCGUAAUUUGCAUCAGUAUCAAACACUGUCAACGCAAUGCGUUCUGGGAAUAUGCAAACGCAUGCAGAACAGUUUGCACCUUCAGAAACCGUCUACUACAACAUCCAGGUUAAUUUUCUAUAGGACUGCAAAUCGCUCACCUAUUGUGAGUAAUAUAGUUUGUACACGGAGUCGAAGCAUUUCUCUCGACACAAGGUUGAGAAGUAAAGGCGAAGAGAAGGAUGGUGGUCAGGUGUCAGUACCGAGGCAAGGACCUUCUACUGCACAUAAAGGUAAGCCUGUCGAACACAUUAAUGUAUUGACAUUCAAUCGGAGCCCAUAAAAGGACUUAAUCAAUGGAUUUGCCUUGUCAAUUACACUUUUUGCACAAUAAGAAUGAAAGAGACUAAACUGUUGAAAGUGUUGACAUUGGCAUAAUGGCAUCAUCCUUUUCUCCAACUAUCAAAGAGUUUAGAACUAAAAGGGUAUACCAUAAUCAGAGUUCUCUCCCUCGCAACAGUGAAGGAAGCUGGCAAAGACUUCACCUACCUCAUAGUUGUGCUGAUUGGACUCGGUGUAACAGGUGAUUUUCACUUCCAGAAUAUGAUAUUGAAACAUGAAUUGAUGUAAUCUGAUUAAAAUAUAAUUUUCCCCAACCUGUUGACACCUGUGUUUUGCUCUCAGGUGGGUUGUUGUAUGUGGUGUUCCAGGAGUUGUUCUCCUCCUCCAGCCCCAACAAGGUCUACAGCAAAGCCUUCAACAAAACCAGGUUACACCCAGAGGUGAGAUAACAAGCACAGAAACAUAACAUCAACAAGACAAUCUACUCUUAGUCUACAUCUCAGUUGAGUUCAGUUCAUUUAUGUAUUUGCCUUUUGCAGGAAUGUGUUUUGCGUACAAGAGCACUGAGUUAAGACAUUAGCCAUCUACAUCUCAUUAGUCUCACUGCCUCUUCUCCUUGUCUCUUUCCCUGCAUCUGUACUUAUCUGAAAACACAGGAUUAAUAAAAACAAUGUGGUGUCAGGGGUCGCGUUAACGCAGGAUUCUGCAUUUUUCACACAGAAAGGGAAAGCUAAAACGCAGAAAAAAAAUGUGUGCUUCAGUUGCACACUCAAAUUGGAUCACCAGACAGUGCUCUGACUGAUGGAUGUGUAGGCUACUUUUCCUCUGGUGUAGUUUUUCUAUGGUAUCAAGGUAAAAUGCAAGAUUAACUUCAAGCAAAACAUUAGGAAAAUGUAGUUAUUUCUAUGAUAAACAUUAUAAAUAUGAUGGCCAUGCAUCAUUUUUGCUAAAAAUACCUUGCUUUUUCAUUGUAAGCUAAUUGACUUGUGUGGCUGCUUGCCGGCAAAUAGCGUUGCACACCUGUUGUCAUCUGCUACAAAAUGUGUUCCGCUAAUGUAUUUUGUUGGAAGAAAAACUAUAGUUGCACUCCCCUGAUCUAUUGAAGCAAAAAAACACUUGACUUUCAAUAUAAAACACAGGUGAAAUGGUUUAAAACACAGAUUUUUGAUGGUCUGCGUUUAGAAAAUGCUGAUUUCUGAAAGCUAAUUCGACCCCUGGGUGUAAAGCUGAUUGUUCUCUUCCUUCCUCUUUGUAAAACCACAGGUGAUUGGAGUGUUCGGGGAGCCAAUCAAGUGCUUCGGUGAGACGUCCCGCCGAGGUAGAAGACAGAAAAUCAGGUGAGAUCAACGUUUGUUUGUACCAUGAUGGUCUCUCUUUAUACACUGUGAUAAGAAUACAAGAUCACUGAAUUAAACAGACUGUGUGAUUUACGUCAGUGUGAUUACUAGCAAGUUUACCAUGUUCUUUCUCCCCACAGUCACGUUGAGUACAUGAAGGAUGGACUGAAGCACAUGAGACUGAAGUUCUACAUCGAGGGAGAAGAACCAGGCCGGCAGGGAACUGUGCACACAGAAUCUAAAGAGGUUAGACAUAUUCCCUAGCCAUAUUCUUUUAUGUGUAAUUUAUCUGCUUGAUUGACCUAAACGGUAUAGCAUUUAGAGACAUUAUUUUAUUGAUAUCAGAAACAAGAUUCUCCAUUAAUUAAAGAAGAAUUAUUGGCAUAAUCGGCAGAGGCUCUUUAUGUUGUGAUAUAAGGUGAAAGUGUUUUAACUCUUUCAACAGAACCCUGAAACUGGAAAGUUAGAGUUCCGCUACAUCUUCGUGGAAGUAGACACCUACCCAAGGAGAACCAUUGUCAUUGAGGAUAACAGAUAAGAUGGGGACUGAUUAUUUGAGCCAGUCUGAAGAGGUGCAUCAGCUGUCUAGCAUCACUCAGAUGAUACAGGCAAUGCAUCACUUUGUUGCUGAAUAGAUGGAAUCAAGUUCGUAUGUCUUGUUGUUUAGUAUGAGUUUGUGUUAGACACACGUGAACGUAAAUGUUGGGUGAUUUAGAAAAUGGGGUCAAACAAUGAUUGAUGGUAAAUGAAACAGAUCACUACUGCCAUUGCUGACUUUUCUGAGGACAAUUUCCUUGUUUUUGAGAUAAGUGAGGGUGGAGGAUGAUCUCUCUUUUACGUGGCUGUUCCCUUCUGAAUGCCAAUGACUGGUGUUUAAAUUAGCUAUGAUUUGAAGCUAUGCCGUUUUAAUGCUCCAUAGGAUGAAAGGCUUCUCUAAAGAAUGGUUUACUUUUGUUGUGAAAUGAUGGAAACGUAAUGCUGUAAAAGAAAAGCAUCUGAUGCAGAGAUGUUAUUUGUGUGUUGACAGUGAAAAUGUUGAAUGUCUUUGUUCUGGUCAUGAAUCUACUACACUGAUUUGAGAUAUGGAUAAACAUCAAAGAUUUUGAGUUAACUAAGACACCUGUAUUUUGAGAGCAAAUAAAUAUAAUUAUGUUUUAUGAGUAUGUGGUCAUACAAAAAAGGAAUGUGACUUGAUUAAACCCCCAAUGAUAAAGGAUUCACUGGCCAUGUGAAAUUAUACAUAUUCUGUCACACUGCAAAUGUUCUAUUCCACCCUGAACUUAUUGGAAUUACAUUGUAGAAUAAAUAUGUUGUUACACAUGAGGUUGGUGGCACAUUAGUUUGGGAUAACGGGCUGGUGGUAAUGGUUUCCAUGUGUUUGAUGCC